AUGGUACUGCUAACAGAUGUCCAGGGCGGGGUUUACAAGUUCAAGAGCAAUUCAGAAUGCUGCGGUUUGGGCAUACCUACUCCUGUUCUCCCGGACAAAGUGCGCGGCUACAUGGCCCUCGUCCUGAGUAGUAUGCCGAGGAAGUUGGGUUAUGUAAAAGUUAUGACAAUUACCUCGACGUUAAAGGAUGAUGGCGACUAUGUCCCUAUCUCGCCAAUACUAAAGAAAGGCUCUCCAAUCCAACUUCGACUUCGAAACUACUUCGAAUAG
Molecule: messenger RNA, 270 nt
Organism: Venustampulla echinocandica
Lineage: Eukaryota; Fungi; Ascomycota; Leotiomycetes; Helotiales; Pleuroascaceae
Exons: 2
Coding region: 1-270 (89 amino acids)
Source: RefSeq, a predicted model, not a curated record